UGAUAACACUUAUCUCAGUCAGCAUCCGCAAACUUAACGACUAACCACCUAUCGACGAAUAUAUAAUACAUAGGUAUAUUUAACAAGAAGUACAUUGUUUAUAACAUUUGAAUAACACUUUUAGCUUUAUACUCAACGAUUAGAUCAGGGCUUGAGUAUUCAUGUAGGUACCUUAAUUCUCGCCAAAUGUGCUAUUGAAAUAACUGUUAAGUUACAUUUGCCCUAAUAGUUUCCUAAUAAUUUUACAAGAAUAUGGCAACAUUAAGAGCACAGAAUAUGAAACUCAAAGGAACCCAAAAAAAAAAUUUAAAACCAAGAUGUUUCAUUACAGAUCCUUAUGAAAAAUUUUGGCCUCUUUUAGACCCUGAUAAAACUAAAGUAUUAGUAAAUGAGAUGGAAAAAACUAUAUCUAAAGAAAACGGUAAAUUAAAAAUAAAUUGGUAUGAUUUAAAGAAAUUACCAUUGGAUGUACGGAAAUGUCAAAUUAAAGAUCUUUCUAAUAAACAUAAGCUUAUAAGCCCUAAUUUAAAAGUACAAAGAUCAAUUUUAAAAAUGGGUAUAAAUGAAGUUAGUCGAUGUAUUGAAAAAAACCAAUUGGCUUGUUGUUUGAUAGCUGAAGAUGUAGCAAACUCUGUAAUUGCUAAACAUUUACUUUUAAUGACUGCUGCAAAGAAAAUACCUGUUUUAAUUAUUUCUGAUUUGCAUUCAAUUACAAAACGUAUUAUAGGUUUUUCUUCAGUAACAAUAGGACUAAAGACUGAUAUAUUAAAUAAAAAAGAAAGCUCCUUGCAUAAUCUUUAUCAUACAAUCGUACAGUUUUCGAGUAAAUUUAAAAAUCCAUACUUUAAACAAAUUACCAAAAGAGAAUCAAUAUCAGAAGAAAAUCCCAUAAAAUUAAAUGUUAACAUUGAAAAUUAUUUAUUAAAGAAACCAAGAGAAGGUAGAGCUUUUGUACCAGAAGGUACAUCAAAUGUUCGGACAUUAGAUGAUUUAUCAUUUAUACCUAUUGAUAAAAUAAUUGUUAAAGAACGAAAACCAUAUGAAAAAGAUGAAGAACUUAUUGAAGUAACAAAAACUACUAAUUUAUUUAGUAUAGACACCAAACCUUUACCUAUUGAAGAUAUUGGAGAAUCUGUAGAACGUAAAACUAAAACUUAUAGAGAACCUUUAAGGUAUUAUGGAUUAAAAAUGAAAAAAAUGAAGCCCAACCCCAACAGAAGACAACAAAAAGAAGAAAAUACAAAUAAAAUAAAUAAAUAAGAAGUUUAUUAAAUUAUAGUCAGUGGAAAUAAAUAAUUUUAUAAAUAAAAAAAAAAUGUAAGUACAUUGGAUAAUUAUUUAUUAGGUAAGAUUAAAUUCACAAAAUGAAAUCA
This is a messenger RNA of Sipha flava (yellow sugarcane aphid), 1373 nucleotides long. RefSeq lists its product as uncharacterized. Gene Ontology annotation, cellular component: nucleolar ribonuclease P complex; ribonuclease MRP complex; fibrillar center. The coding region runs from base 253 to 1260 and encodes 335 amino acids. Lineage: Eukaryota; Metazoa; Arthropoda; Insecta; Hemiptera; Aphididae. Gene Ontology annotation, molecular function: ribonuclease P RNA binding; ribonuclease P activity. Gene Ontology annotation, biological process: tRNA 5'-leader removal. The record is from RefSeq and is a predicted model, not a curated record. The transcript is spliced from 5 exons.